Messenger RNA from Paramecium sonneborni, 972 nucleotides. The record is from the annotation of a GenBank genome assembly. NCBI's taxonomy places the organism in Eukaryota, Ciliophora, Oligohymenophorea, Peniculida, Parameciidae.
AUGUUGACAAAUAGUAGUACUGACUACAUUCUCGAAAAUAUUUUAAAAGAAAUCUUAUCAGAAGUAAUAGUUUGAGUGUAAUUUAAAGAUGUUGUAAUUACUUGAAUAGAAUAUAAGAUCAGAAGAUGAGUUGCAACAUAUUUAAGAUCAAUUAUAGGAUUAUGAGAAUUUGCAUUAAUUAGCAGAAACAAUGAAGUUUAUCUUUAAUGCGUUAAAAAAGAAAUUUCAAGGAACUAAUAAUUAAUAGAAAUUUUUCAAAUGCGAACAAAAAUCUCAAAACUAUGAGAAAUUAGAAUAGGCAGUUCAAAAAUAUGAAUAAGAAAUAAGAGUUCACAUUAGAGUAUGAUAAAUAGGUAUAUAGAUUUAGUUAGACUUAACAUGAAAUGAGAAUUUUCAUUGAAACAAUUUAAUAAUAAUUAGAUGAAUCAGAAUAAGUUAGAAAAGAAUAUCUUAAAGAAACAACCUAGAUGAUUUUAGUAAGUUUGUUUUAUUAAACUUAGAAACUCAAAAAAGAGAAUUAUAAUUUAAUCUAACAAUUGAAAUAUUAUACUUAAACUUAUAAAUAAUAAACAGCAUUAAAUUCUAGAAGAGAUAGCUUAUAAACAAUAAAUUAAACUAUAUAAAAAUAACCUUCGAAGUCAAAUCAUUUAGGAAAUAAUUCUGGAAAAUAAGAUUAAUCUAAUAAUAGCUUUAUAAUGAAAUUACAAUAAACUAGUUUAAAUGAAUUGACAAAAAAUAAAGAUUCAUAGAAAUCUUUGGCUUAAAAACCACUUCAUUCAAAGUAAAAAAUUAUUUUAAUAAAAAAUAAGUCGAAAUAAGAGUUAUUCUGUGGGAAUAAGUAAAUAGAAUUUGAUAAAUAACAGCUUUAUUUAGAAAUUAAUAUUAGAGUAGGCUUCAAAAAGAAAGAGUUUACAUGCUGAAAGUCAUCGAUCUAAAGGAUUUGUAGAUUAACAGAAAUUAUCUGGGAAAUGA